This is a messenger RNA of Chanos chanos (milkfish), 1062 nucleotides long. It is a transcript of the gene tmeff2b, whose product is annotated as transmembrane protein with EGF-like and two follistatin-like domains 2b. The coding region runs from base 1 to 1062 and encodes 353 amino acids. Lineage: Eukaryota; Metazoa; Chordata; Actinopteri; Gonorynchiformes; Chanidae. Gene Ontology annotation, molecular function: protein binding. The record is from RefSeq and is a predicted model, not a curated record. The transcript has 9 exons.
AUGGCUCACUCAGGGGCGGCGCGACUGAUACGAGGACACCCGCUGCCGUGGAACAGAACUUGGGCGAACGGAGUUUUAAUCGCAGCGCUAUCCUUCCUUACCAUUAUACCGGUCAAGCAACUUUGCGCGUUUCCCUCCUCGUUGAGCGACUGUCAAACACCCACAGGAUGGAACUGUUCCGGCUUUGAGGAGCAGGAUACGGAUCUCUUCCUGUGUGAUACAAACACGUGCAAGUUCGACGGGGAAUGUCUGAGAAUCGGAGACACAGUCACUUGCAUCUGUGACUUUAAGUGCAGCAGUGACUACGCACCUGUGUGUGGCUCUAAUGGAGAGAGCUAUGAGAACGAGUGCUUUUUACGGAGGGACGCGUGCAAGCUUCAAACGGAGGUGCUUGUGGUGUCAGAGGGCUCCUGUCCUGUUGAUGCGGGGUCUGGCUCAGGGGAUGAUGGAGGUGAGGGUUCAGCAGAGACUAGUCAGAGAGAGACGUCCACAUGUGACAUCUGCCAGUUUGGUGCAGAGUGUGAUGAGGAUGCAGAGGAUGUGUGGUGUGUGUGCAAUAUUGACUGUUCGCACAUCAGCUUUAACCCGGUGUGUGCCUCGGAUGGCCGUUCCUAUGACAACCCCUGCCAGGUGAAAGAGGUGUCAUGUCAGAAGCAAGAGAAGAUUGAAGUGAAAUACCUGGGCCACUGCCAGGAGGAUAAGGAGGUGGCAUGGGGUCUAUACAUCCCCUGUCCUGAACGGUACAAGAACUACUGUGUCCACGGAGAGUGCGAGUAUCCUAGCAACCUCUCACCCCCUACCUGCAGCUGUCACUCAGGUUUCAGUGGGCCACAGUGUGACACUAAAGAAUAUAAUGUGUUGUAUGUGGUGCCGGGAUCGGGAAAACUCCGAUACAUCCUUAUCGCCUCUAUAAUCGGAGCCCUGCAGAUUGCCAUCAUCUGUCUGGUCGUCCUCUGCAUUACACGGAAAUGUCCACGGGGGAACAGGAUAGCGCGGCAAAAGCAGAACGUCCCACAUUACAGCUCAGAAAACACGAUGAGAGCAUCCACGAGACUCAUUUGA